This is a messenger RNA of Rhizophagus irregularis DAOM 181602=DAOM 197198, 899 nucleotides long. The record is from RefSeq and is a predicted model, not a curated record. NCBI's taxonomy places the organism in Eukaryota, Fungi, Glomeromycota, Glomeromycetes, Glomerales, Glomeraceae.
UUAAAAAACUAAAAGUUAGAGAGGUUGAAUAUAUGGAAACAAGCUAUAAAUUAGAAUCCAUUACGAAAAAUGAAAGAAAUAAUAUUACUACCAAUAUUAAAGAAAGUACGAACUCAUGGACUCUUUAUGUGACGUCUAACUCUAAUUUAAUUGAUAUUUCACAAAAUAUACUCAGCAAUAUUUUCAAGUUAUAUAAUUCGAAAGAUAUUUCUUAUUUUAACACGAUUUUAACCGCACCUUUAUCAAGCUUAAAACAUAUGGGGAUAUUCGAACCUGAAUUACCUAUAUCUUCUUUAUUGAAGGAUGACCAACAAUCACAACAACAGGAUGGUAGCGAAGAUAUUGAUAUUAAAUCUUUUGAAAACGAGAAACCGAUUACCAUAACUUCUGAGAACACACAAGAUUUACGAAACUUAUUACAAUAUUCCAUAAAAUCUCGUUAUUCUAAUUCAGAAAGUAAUUCUAAUAUUAAAGGUCUUACAAAAACUUGUAUCAACGAAAGUCAAGUGAAUUCCUGUGAUAUUAUACCUGGUUAUUCAAUGCGCUGCGUUGGAAAUUCACAAAAGAUUGAACUCUAUGUUUCUAAUGGUAUUGACCAAUCAGAAAUCUUAUCUCAAUCGCGGAUUGCUCCAUUGAGCCAAUUCAUAAAUAUACUGAAAGAUCUUGCAGAUGUUUUUGAAAUUACGCCAAAAGCCAUUCAUAUAUUUUAUGAUAAUAGCGUAAAUUCAAUUGCAUUUAAUCGUGAUGGAGCGUUAUUUUUUAAUUUAAAAUUUUAUAUUGGAUUACACGAACAAGAAUGUAAAAGCAAACCAACGAUUGAUGCCAUGACCUAUUGGUUUAUGAUGUUUUGUCAUGUAUUGGCACAUAAUUUUGUUCAACUUCAUAAUUCUGAAUUUGAA